AGGAGGCACCAGAGUCCAGAGCACGAGCUCUGGAAUCACACAGGCUUGGUUUGAAUCCUAGCUAAGCCACUACCCUCUGUAUACCCUGAAGAACAGUGGAAAGUUUAAAUGUUGUUUUAUCAAAUUUCGAAAAAGAAGUGAAGAAAGAACCUAUCUGCCAGGAAGAGGGACGUCGUGGGGUGCAGCAUCCAGUCGGGUCAGGCUCUGCAUUCCCUGCUCAGAAACCUUCGCCGCCUGACUCAUGGUGAUGCUGGCAGCUGAGCAGCCCUGGAGAAGGUGCUUCAGUCUCCAGGCCUCGCGGAGAAGCUGGGGAGGUCCCCGGAGGAGGCUGGCCACACCCUGGCAAGCUCUGGGUGCCUCCUGCACUCAGCUCUGAGCAGGCUCUGGCCUCUGGGCCCCUUGCGGGGAAAGGGCUGGCCGAUACAUACGCAGGGCUCAAGGUUAGGAAGCUGGUACCAUCCAGUCACCUCCCACUUCCUUCCCCAAAGGAGAGGGAGGUGAAGGUCCAAGAAGAGCCCCAAAGAGGCAUGGCAAAGAUGGAGGAUCACACAGAGACCAAAGGGGAGGACGAUCGGAAGAGGGGCCACCAUAGCAAUCGGGAUAUACCAUUGACAUCUAGGCCCCAGGAGACCAGUGGAGUCCUCACUUCCCUCAAGUGCGGUUCUGAGCCAGUGGACCUCCUUCCCGAACACCCAGAAGACAACUUGAGUGAGAACGCCCAGAUGUCUCCAAUGAGCUCCUCCUCAGAAAGCCAUGUCAUCUACUCACAUGGAGAUCCUGGAGAUGUCCUGCCUCCUUGGAAGCCUGAGUCCCAUGCCAUGGUGUUGUCUGCCCCAACCGCAUGCUGCUCCCUGCUGCUGGAGAGGCCAAAAAAAGAAGUGCCGGGUGAAGACCACUGGCCCAAAUCACCAGGCUCACUGAUGUCUGGAAAGGAGUUGCAGCGUGAAAAAUCUUCAGACAUCCCAUCAAGAAGCUCCUCUUCCCUGGUAUCUACCAGCAGUAGGCCCUGCAAGCGGAAGAUUCCCCUGCCGCUUUUUCUGCCACUGCCGGGACUGAAGUCGCCCCUGCUGCUGACAAGUGAUCGAGGUGAAUGGCCCCCUCCUCCUAAGCUUCUGUGCUUAGCUGCUGCCAAAAACCCAGGCACCUUUGUUAACAUAGUUAAGUCUCUCUCUCUCAGAACUAGCCCAUUUAGCUCCAGGUUCCUUAGCGCACCUGAUGCACUUACACAGCAUUUAAGAGAUUUACACAACUGGAAGGUCACAUCUUUAUUUCUUAUCGCAGGAGCACAACUUCUGUAA
Molecule: messenger RNA, 1298 nt
Organism: Mesoplodon densirostris (Blainville's beaked whale)
Lineage: Eukaryota; Metazoa; Chordata; Mammalia; Artiodactyla; Ziphiidae
Product: putative UPF0607 protein FLJ37424
Exons: 1
Coding region: 528-1298 (256 amino acids)
Source: RefSeq, a predicted model, not a curated record